GCCCCAGAGGCUCCUGGGAGUGCGAACCCCCGGGAUGCGUGCGCAGGCGCAGACGGCUGAGCCGCGGCAGGGAUGUGAGGCUGCUGGCUCCUGGGGCGUCUGAAGAAGCUGAGGAUCGCAGUGGAUGGAUGCUCCGGAUCCCGAGAGCGACAGAGAGAGCGAAUCCAGAUGGGGAGGCCGGGGAGGAGACCGGGAGGCCGAGCCGGGCCUGGUAAUUUGGGGGGACUCUUUCCUCUUCCAAAAGAGGAGCCCAGACGACGAGGCUCAUCUCUCACGAAUCUAAAAGCCAUGUCUAAGGGACCCGUGUCCUUCAAGGACGUGACCGUGGACUUCACCCAGGAGGAGUGGCAGCACCUGGACCCUGCUCAGAAGGCCCUCUACAGGGAUGUGAUGUUGGAAAACUACUGCCAUUUCGUCUCUGUGGGAUUUCACAUAACAAAGCCUGAUAUGAUCCGCAAGUUGGAGCAAGGAGAAGAGCUAUGGGCAGAGAGAGUUUUUCCAAAUCAAAGCUGUCUAGAAGAUGAAGAUGUUUUGGUGAAGUUCAAAGACUGCCAAGACAAGCAUUCUAAAUCCAUUGUAAUCAUCAACCACAGGAAACUCAUUAAGGAGAGAAGUAACAUUUAUGGGAAAACACUUACACUAGACAGGAACCAUAUUAUUUCCAAAACACUACUUGAAUAUAACCCUGAUGGGAAAGUUUUGAAAAAUAUUUCAGAAUUCAUUAAUAGAGACAUAACCCCUGUAAGACAGAAGUUGGGUGACGGUGGAUGGGAGAAAUCGAUCCCGAAUUGCAGGCAUGAGAAAGCUCACCCUGUAGCCACUCUGCACAAACCAGCGGAAAGGGCCCUGAGUUCCAAACAGCCGGCUCAGCAGCAGAACACCCAGCUUUCAGAGCAGCCAUUUGGAUGUAAUGACUAUGACAGUUCCUUCUUUACGAGAGGAAUGGUGUUUCCAAAUAACAGAGCUCACAGAGGAGACGGAAGCCUCAACUACAGUAGAGACGAAAUGGCUUUCGUAGAAAAGCCAGACCUUGGUGUUCAUCCACAUAAUCUUCUGGAAAAGAAGUCCUCUGCAUACAACAAGUACGGGAAAUUCUUCUGCAGAAAGUCCGUUUUUAUUAUGCACCCCAGAUCUCAAAUGGAGAAGCCCUUCCAGUGUCCUUACUGUGGGAACAGCUUUCGGAGGAAGUCCUACCUCAUCGAGCACCAGCGCAUCCACACGGGAGAGAAGCCCUAUAUUUGCAGCCAGUGUGGGAAAGCCUUCCGCCAGAAGACAGCCCUGACGCUUCAUGAAAAGACACAUAUAGAGGGGAAACCCUAUCUUUGUUUGGACUGUGGGAAGUCCUUCCGGCAGAAGGCAACCCUCACCAGACACCACAAAACACACACGGGCGAGAAAGCCUACGAAUGCGCUCAGUGUGGCAGUGCCUUUAGAAAGAAGUCCUACCUCGUCGACCACCAGAGAACUCACACAGGGGAGAAGCCCUACCAGUGCACAGAGUGUGGGAAGGCCUUCAUCCAGAAGACAACCCUCACCGUCCACCAGAGGACGCACACCGGAGAGAAGCCGUACAUCUGUACCGACUGCGGCAAGUCCUUCUGCCAGAAGACGACUCUCACCCUCCAUCAGAGAAUCCACACCGGGGAGAAGCCCUACAUCUGCACUGACUGUGGGAAGUCCUUCCGCCAGAAAGCGAUCCUCACUGUGCACUACAGAAUACACACAGGAGAGAAGUCCAACGGCUGCGCCCAGUGUGGAAAGGCCUUCAGUCGGAAAUCCAACCUCAUUCGCCAUCAGAAAACCCACACGGGAGAAAAACCCUACGAGUGUAAGGCGUGUGGGAAAUUCUUCAGUUGUAAGUCAAACCUCAUUGCCCACCAGAAAACUCACAGGGCAGAGAACAUUCAGUGAGUGCUCUGAUUUUAUUUUUCUAUUUGCUUUUUAGGUUUUUGAGACAGAGUCUCACGAUGUAGCCUUGGCUGGCCCGGAACUUGGUACAUAGACCAGACUCAGCGAGCCGCCUGCCUCUGCCUCCCGAGUGCUGCGCCACCAAGCCCUGCAGAUUUUUCUGGUACGGAGUGCUUUCAAGUUCGAUUCCCUACAAUUGCUGCUUGUUAACAAUACAAGUAUGUCACACAUACAAAUACCACUGGAUAAAUGAAAUGACCAAAAAUGGAAAAUAAAGGCUUCGUUUUUGUAUUCCUGGGUUCAGCAGACUAAACUGACCUCUGAUGAACUGUUGUAACCAUUCAGAUUUGCUUAUUUCCCAUAUCAUGAGAUACAUGGAUUUCUUGUAAAUCAGUAAUAGACCACUGUCCAAAUGCAGCUUGUCUGUAUGAAGUAAAAAUUGUUACCUCCUCCAUGUUAACCACAGUUCAACCUGUAACAUUGUAAUUGGGUCUUCCACAUUAUAAACCUUGAUAUAAAACAGAUUGUUCACUCGGCUCCAUUCACUCGUCAUCUCUGAGUCCAGUCAUGAGUGCAUGCGGCAGAAGGUUUGUAUUCUGUAUAGAAUUCCAUUAUAUAAGCAUAUCACUUUUACCCAUUCUGCUCUCGAUGGACUUCUACUUUGUUUACUGCUUAGGGUCAUAAUAAAGAUGUA
This is a messenger RNA of Microtus oregoni (creeping vole), 2602 nucleotides long. RefSeq names its product zinc finger protein 382 (gene Znf382). NCBI's taxonomy places the organism in Eukaryota, Metazoa, Chordata, Mammalia, Rodentia, Cricetidae. Gene Ontology annotation, biological process: negative regulation of transcription by RNA polymerase II. The coding region runs from base 169 to 1911 and encodes 580 amino acids. The record is from RefSeq and is a predicted model, not a curated record. Gene Ontology annotation, molecular function: RNA polymerase II cis-regulatory region sequence-specific DNA binding; DNA-binding transcription repressor activity, RNA polymerase II-specific. The transcript has 5 exons.